UCCAGGACACGCCCUGUCGCUGGAAAGUGCCUCUUCACCGCUCGUUCUAGUCUAGUCCACCAAAUCGCAGGCUGUAUGUGUGUCCCUGCGCUCAAUCCCAAUAAAUGACAGGCUCAAACUUAAAGCAUCAGAAAUAUCACACUGUCAACCUUCUCCACAGCUGCACCGGGCCAUCUUCUCCCGUUCAUCUCGGCAAAGAAAGAAGAGACUCUACCUACCGGGCAUGUCUGCUAGAGGCUAAUAUCAGUCACUUCAUCCUCUGGUGAUGAGGCAGGACAGCUCACCCUGUCAGCACAACCAACACAUCCAGCCCAGAAUGAGGAAUGUGAUCAGCAGUCGGAAAAAUUGUACUACUAUAUAUUUUACAUGGCUCAUGCGCAGGACACACGCCACCACUCUGCAGAGAAGCCCCUAAUUCAGUGCUACAAGUGUGGGCAGCCAUGUAAGGGCGAGGUGCUCCGGGUGCAGAACAAGCACUUUCACCUCAAGUGCUUCACAUGUAAAGUAUGUGGCUGUGACCUUGCCCAGGGGGGCUUCUUCAUGAAAAAUGGAGACUAUCUGUGCACGCUGGACUACCAACGCAUGCACGGUACCCGCUGCAAUGGCUGUGGGGACUUUGUUGAGGGAGAAGUGGUUACUGCUCUGGGCAAGACCUACCACCCUGCCUGCUUCGUCUGCACCAUCUGCAAACGACCGUUUCCUGCCGGGGACAGGGUGACCUUUAAUGGGAAGGACUGUCUCUGUCAGUACUGUGUCGAGCCCAUGUCUCCAGGACCAAAGGACAUCCUGGGCUCCAGCAAUUGCGCAGGCUGUGGCCGAGACAUUAAGAACGGACAGGCUCUCCUUGCUUUGGACAAACAGUGGCAUCUGGGCUGCUUUAAGUGUAAAGCCUGCAACAAAGUGCUGACCGGGGAGUACAUCAGCAAGGAUGGCGCCCCCUACUGUGAGAAGGACUACCAGACCCAUUUUGGAGUUCAGUGUGAGGCGUGCCAUCAAUUCAUCACAGGGAAGGUGCUAGAGGCAGGAGAUAAGCACUAUCACCCCAGCUGUGCGCGAUGCAGCAGGUGCAAUCAGAUGUUCACAGAAGGAGAAGAGAUGUAUCUGCAAGGGUCAACAGUCUGGCAUCCUGGGUGCAAGAACACCACGAGAACAGAAGAAAGGCACAGGGAGCGGCCGACGAGGUCGUCGUCUGAGAGUAUUUGUUCCAGACCUGGUUCAAGCAUACCUGGCUCACCGGGUCACACUAUCUAUGCAAAAGUAGACAAUGAGAUCCUUGAUUACAGAGACCUAGCUGCCAUUCCAAAAGUCAAAGCCAUUUAUGACAUUGAGCGCCCCGAUCUUAUUACCUAUGAACCUAUGUACACCACCUCCCUGGAUGAGAGAGAGGAGAGACGAGAGAGUGUGGGAGAGCUCCACACUGCCAGGAGGGAACGUUCCCCCUUGCCGGAUGACAAGUCCUCAAGAAACAUGUCGCCAACCCCAUCUGGUGAGGGAUCUUACGACAGGAGGGAACGCAUCCUUCAGAGGUCCACCAGUCAGGGCUCCAUAGGAUCACCAGUUUAUAAUCGUCAUGGAUACACCCCCACUUUGUCACGGUCGCCGCAGCAUUUUCACCGGCCAGGCACCGACCCGCCGAGUGGCCGGAGCUCUCCCCUACCACUCAGGCCCGACAGCCGGCCGGUCACCCCGCCUCUCUCUCAGACCCCUAAACAUUUCCACCUCCCAGAUCAGGGGAGCAACAUCUAUCGAAAACCACCCAUCUACAAACAACACGGUUCAGAAGGGAGGAGAAGAUCUAGAGAAGAGGAGGAGGAAGAGGCUUUGAAAAGAAAGCAGCUCCAGGAGGAGCAUCUCAGUAAGAUUCAGUCCGGUUUGGGGAAGCUCAUUUUGAAGGAGGAGAUGGAAAAAGAGCAGAUAAGGGAGCGCCAUGCACGAAGCCUCUCGGCUCAGCGCUACGAUCCCAAACAGACCAGCUGUGAUGCAGAUCAGCCUUCUCCAACCAAAACUAACUCUCUGCCUGGCUAUGGAAGAAAUGGGCUACAUCGGCCUCAGUCCACAGAUUUCACCCAGUACAACAGCUACGGGGACAUGUGCGGAGGAGGCAGAGAGUUUCAGCACAUUAAGGAUGGCCGUGCAGCACUUGCAAGGAUGGACAGGGGAGUAUCUAUGCCUAAUAUGUUGGAACCGAAAGUGUAUCCCUAUGAAAUGCUCAUGAUAACCAGUAGAGGGAGAGCUAAACUGCCCAGGGAUGUGGACAGAACCAGACUGGAGCGCCACUUAGCACCUGAAACGUUCUUUGACAUCUUUGGAAUGGAGAUCCAGGAGUUUGACAGGCUUCCCCUGUGGAAACGCAACGACAUGAAAAAGAAGGCCAAGCUCUUCUAGCACUCAGAGCCGCAUGCAUUUUCUGUACAUUCAGAUAGCACACAGCAGCUGUAAUCUAGAUGUAGGUUUUGGUUUAUUUCCUUUUCUUCUAUAUAUUUUUUUUGUUCUUUCUUUUUUUUAAAUUUGUUUGUUUUAACCUGACAUAAUCACGGAAGCCAUGAACUGGACUCUUUGCUCUGAUGCUUCCUGAGACUAUGUACUGAAAGACUUGUCCUGUUAGACUUGCACUGUCAACAAUGAACGGGAAUCUCUUCCGCGUUCAAAAAUGACAAAGAAUGAGACUGGACGAUGAACAGGGUCAUGUUCUUUGGUUUGAAUGCGCUUGUUUUACUUCUUGCUUUGCUUCGAGUGGAACCGCUUUCCUUUUCUUUCUUGCUCGUUUCUUCCUACUAUUUCUCUCGCUGUUGAUUCCUGUGGAACUUUGUAAGUACAGUAGAACCUCAUGGCGCUCAUUACAAAAUGUCCAUGCUCGUAGCUUGAACAUGUGUUAGCUUUCCCUCGCUUGGGCUGAAAAGGUUUUAGUCCAAAGUUUGCAAGAAUUGGCUCAGUGAGUCUUUGAAUUAAAAAAAAAAGUCACUGGGAAAGCAGUCAGCUUACCCAACAGCUGUUUUACUGCAUCUACAUGGAAAUGCAUCAUCCAAGCACACACAUAUCACUAGUCUCCUUCCCAUGGCUACGCACUGAACAUCCGUUUGACCCUGACAAAAAAUGUCUCUCUUCUCAGGCUCUCAUAAACAUGGCCAGACACUCUCCCUUUACAUGGAUUGGAAGUACAAAUCAUAUUAUAUUUUAAUGCCAUAUCAAAAGCAAAGUAAGUGACAAAUAGCUAAAACCCCUAAUGUGUUUGAAAGUACUGUUUUAUAUAAAAAAAGAAAAGAAGAAAAAACCCCACACUGCCAUUUGUUGUAUUGAAUUCUAAGCCAAUAAAGCUUUAAAUCACCAUGAAACAUAAUGAUCCUCUGCUAAA
Messenger RNA from Oreochromis aureus, 3352 nucleotides. RefSeq names its product actin binding LIM protein 1a (gene ablim1a). Gene Ontology annotation, biological process: cytoskeleton organization; cilium assembly; lamellipodium assembly. The transcript is spliced from 24 exons. Bases 367 to 2385 code for a protein of 672 amino acids. Gene Ontology annotation, molecular function: actin filament binding. The record is from RefSeq and is a predicted model, not a curated record. Gene Ontology annotation, cellular component: stress fiber; actin cytoskeleton. Lineage: Eukaryota; Metazoa; Chordata; Actinopteri; Cichliformes; Cichlidae.